AUGGCCGUUGCACUUAUGGAGUGGCCACCGCCCCUUGGGCAGCGGGGACAGGAUUCUCACCAGAACGAGAAUGAAGAGGAAGGGCCUUCGUUGACAGACCGAGACUAUAUAACGUUGCAGAACCUCAAGACGUCGCUCCUGAAACUCCCUCCCGAACUGCUGUACGAAAUUCUCUCUUAUAUCUCAGCGUCUGAUCUUGUCCAUGCCUCCGAAGCCUGCCGGGUACUGGCUCAGCAUGCGAACAACGACCGGCUGUGGGCAAACUUGGUGAACUUGAACCUGCCGGAGCCAGUACAGGAACCUGGGGUUUUCGACUCGUUCCGCAGCCUUUACAUCAACCAUCAUCCGUGCUGGUUCAUUCCGCGACAUAAGGUGUGGUUUUCGGAUACAGAGCAUACCGGCAAUCUUAUUUUAACCCGAUACGACAAUCGACGCGGAGUAAUCGAGGGAUACCGUGUGACUACUGAACGACGUUCUCACAAGUUUCAAGUGUGGGAGUGGAAUCCCGAUGUCGUUAUCCAAGCAUUUGAGCCAAAGGUGAACUUGUGGCUUGAUGAUCCUAUUCUUCUUCUACGAAAGGACCCGGAAGGACGACCUAGAUAUCUUGACACCGAGAGGGUCAUGGAAAUGCCAGUCCAAGUGCAAUACGUCUACAAUGCCAUUUCCCUAUGUCGGCCCGGUUGUCCCGAAGAGCUCACCGAGGACACGCAGUGGCCACCAUCCAAUAUCCCCAGUAACCAUCGUGUCUACCGUAACCCAGAUGUCCAUUGGGAGGAAUGGAACCGUGUGCCUCGACAACUUUCUCAGGUGUCGGAGCAUGCAUUUCGGAUCAGGAGAUGGGCGCAUUUCCGUUUGGGUAUGCCGAUAUUCACUGCUGGACAACGCGAGACAAUGUCGACCUAUUCUACUCUCGACCCAAGCCUAUACACGCCAACAAAGGAGAAGCCAUACCAAGGAAUCUGGGUUGGUGAUUACUCGGCCCAUGGAUGCGAGUUUCUCCUUUUCCUCCAGCAUGAUAAGGAAGGAGAUGAAUACAAUGCGCGCGACCCACGAAAUGAAGACAUAGUACAGAGGGGUAGUCUGAAGGCCGUGAAACUCACUGGUGACCCUAAUGUUCCCCGCGGCGAAUACUCGUUCAUGUCAGACGACCUCGGGCCCGGUGGCACAAUCCGCAUUGCAACUGAAUCCCUCUUCGAAGGCGCGAGAGUGGUACGUAGCAGAGGCCAUGUUGCGGGCCUUGGUUUUAGGGAUGAUACUUUCAUUACCUCCCAGCUAAUAUUAGUAUCGACCGACUGUGUCGCGCAUUACUGGGAAUCCAUGGGCCAUAUCACGUACUACCGUCGCCUGGAUAUUGAUGCGCUCAUCCGAACAUGA
Molecule: messenger RNA, 1374 nt
Organism: Aspergillus versicolor CBS 583.65
Lineage: Eukaryota; Fungi; Ascomycota; Eurotiomycetes; Eurotiales; Aspergillaceae
Product: F-box protein
Exons: 2
Coding region: 1-1374 (457 amino acids)
Molecular function (GO): protein binding
Source: RefSeq, a predicted model, not a curated record